Molecule: messenger RNA, 1822 nt
Organism: Panicum hallii
Lineage: Eukaryota; Viridiplantae; Streptophyta; Magnoliopsida; Poales; Poaceae
Product: pectate lyase-like
Exons: 3
Coding region: 232-1587 (451 amino acids)
Molecular function (GO): pectate lyase activity
Source: RefSeq, a predicted model, not a curated record
AUCACCGCUCCCUAAUUUUACCACCACCUCGGUCGAUCCCCUGCGAGCAGUUUGUUAUAUAAUCCUCCCCGUUCCUCGACGCAACGACCGAGCAAUGGCGCUCACCGUCCUACCUUCAUAUACCUAGCAGUUCGAUCACUGCAUAGAAAGAUAAAGGUAGGAGGAAGCGCAGUGUGUUGAUUACCGUGGAGGAGAUCUUGGAGUUAUUUUAUUAGUUAAAAGAAGAUAACCAUGGAGGCGGGCUUCCAAUGGAGCAGACCGGGCUCCUUGGUCCUGUACGUCGCCGUCGUCGUCCUGUGCGCGGCCGUGUCGGAGGCCAACAUCGGCGAGUUCGACGACUACUGGCGGCAGCGCAAGCUCAUGGCGGACGCCGCCGCGGAGGCCACCUACAGGCACGACCCGGUGGAGGUCGUCAACCAACUCAACCACGCCGUCCACAGAUCGGUUGAGAAGGAGGAGAUCAGCGCGAGGAGGGAGAUGAUGGCGCAGAAGAAGAAGGGCAACAAGUACAAAGGGCCGUGCCUGGCGACGAACCCGAUCGACCGGUGCUGGCGGUGCCGGCAGGACUGGGCGACGGACCGGAAGCGGCUGGCGCGGUGCGCGCGGGGGUUCGGGCGGAACACCACCGGCGGGCUGGCCGGCAAGUUCUACGUGGUGACGGACGGCACCGACGACGACGUGGUGAACCCGCGGGUGGGCACGCUGCGGUGGGGCGUCAUCCAGUACGAGCCGCUGUGGAUCACCUUCGGCAAGACGAUGAUCAUCUCGCUCAAGGAGGAGCUCAUCAUCCGCGGCGACAAGACCCUCGACGGCCGCGGCGUGCAGGUGCGCAUCGCCAACGGCUCGCAGCUAACGGUGCAGUUCGCCAACAACGUCAUCAUCCACAACAUCCACAUCCACGACCUCGUCUCCUCCAACAAGAACGGCGGCAACAUCCGGGACUCGCCGGACCACUUCGGCUGGCGCACCGUCUCCGACGGCGACGGCAUCACCGUCUUCGGGUCCACCAACGUGUGGCUGGACCACCUCUCCCUCUCCAACUGCCAGGACGGGCUCAUCGACGUCAUCGCCAAGUCCACCGGCGUCACCAUCUCCAACUGCCACAUGACCAACCACAACGACGUCAUGCUCUUCAGCUCCAGCGACAGCCACCCGGAGGACCAGAUCAUGCAGAUCACGGUCGCCUUCAACCACUUCGGCAGAGGACUCGUGCAGAGGAUGCCCAGAUGCCGGUGGGGAUUCUUCCACGUGGUGAACAACGACUACACGCACUGGCUCAUGUACGCCAUCGGCGGCAGCAAGGCCCCAACCAUCAUCAGCCAGGGCAACCGGUACAUCGCGCCGCCCAACCUCGCGGCCAAGCAGGUCACCAAGCAGCACGACGCGCCGGAGUCGGUGUGGAAGAACUGGGUGUGGCACUCGGAGGACGACCUCUUCAUGGAGGGCGCCUACUUCACCGUCACCGGCGGCCAGAUCAACAGACAGUUUAACAAGAAGAACCUCAUCAAGCCCAAGCCCGGCUCCUACGUCACCAGGCUCACGCGUUUUAGCGGCUCCCUCGACUGCAGGCCCGGCAAGCCCUGCUAGAGUGAGCCUAGAUCAGAUCGGCAGCGACGAAGAGGCGGUGGCGGACGCAUUGCUAGUAGUUUUGUAAGAUUUAAUUUCGUCACGCAAAUUAAUUAAAGUGAAUUCUUAUAUGUACUAGAACAGUUAAGAAAUCUGUGGGGUCAAAUUCAGACGACCCUAUAGGUUGUACGAACGAACGUGCAUUCGCCACUCGCCAUGUAAGAAAGAGUUGGAGGCGAAAGUGGGCGUUGCAAGU